Molecule: messenger RNA, 5047 nt
Organism: Phasianus colchicus (ring-necked pheasant)
Lineage: Eukaryota; Metazoa; Chordata; Aves; Galliformes; Phasianidae
Gene: SLC16A2
Product: solute carrier family 16 member 2
Biological process (GO): transmembrane transport
Molecular function (GO): thyroid hormone transmembrane transporter activity
Source: RefSeq, a predicted model, not a curated record
AUGUGGGACCGGCUGCGGGGCAGUCGGGCGGCGGGCGGCGGCCGGAGCGCGGCCGCGAUGGCGCAGCGCGGGGCGGAGGGCGGCGAGCGGGGGCCGGCGGAGGAGGGCGGGGAGGGAGAGCCCCGGGCCGGGGCCGAGCGGGGGCCGAACGGGGCCGCCGCGCCCUUCCAGCCUCCCGAGGGCGGCUUCGGCUGGGUCGUGGUCUUCGCCGCCGCCUGGUGCAAUGGCUCCAUCUUCGGCAUCCACAACUCCUUCGGGAUCAUCUACACCAUGCUGCAGAGCGACCUGGGCGAGGGCAAGAAGGACCCCACGCUGGAGUUUAAAACAGCAUGGGUUGGCUCCUUGGCCAUGGGCAUGAUUUUCUUCUGCUCUCCCAUUGUGAGCAUCUUCACUGACCGCAUCGGCUGCAGGACCACAGCAGCCUUGGGAGCUGCCAUCGCCUUCAUCGGGCUCCUCUCCAGCUCCUUCACCAAGUCUCUGGAAGUUCGCUAUUUCACAUACGGCAUCCUCUUUGGCUGUGGCAGCUCCUUUGCCUUUCAGCCCUCGCUGGUCAUCCUUGGUCACUACUUCAAGCGUCGCCUUGGUCUGGCCAAUGGCAUCGUGGCCGGCAGCAGCUGCCUCAUCUCUGUGCCGCUGCCCUUCUUCCUGAAGAUGGUGGGAAAGGCCAUCGGGCUGGCGCACACAUUCCAAGUGCUCAGUGCCUUAAUGCUCAUCCAGAUCUUCUUGUCACUGACAUAUCGGCCCCUCCUGCCACCCUCCUGUGACUCUCAGCACGAUGGGCAGGACAAACUGGGCAGCCGGAGUGUGCGGCAGCAGUGCUGGGCCCAGAUGCGCAAGUAUUUCAACUUGAGGGUUUUCCGGAGAAAGACCUAUCGAAUUUGGGCCUUUGGGAUUGCUACAGCUGUCCUGGGGUAUUUUGUACCAUACAUGCAUCUGGUGAAAUACGUGGAGAAGGAAUUUAAAGAAACCAAAAAGGACUGGAUUCUCCCAGUCUGUCUUGGAGGCAUGUCUGGGCUGGGGCGCUUGAUUUCGGGCCGCAUUGGGGACUGCAUACCUGGGCUGAAGAAGAUUUACCUGCAGGUUGCGUCCUUUGUUCUGUUCGGCAUCAUGUGCAUGAUGAUCCCGCAGUGCCGAGGGUUUGAGGGCGUCAUCGUCAUCUGCCUCUUCCUCGGCCUUUGCGAUGGCUGCUUCACCACCAUUAUGGCCCCCAUUGCCUUUGAGCUGGUGGGGCCCAUGCAAGCGUCCCAGGCCAUAGGGUACCUGAUGGGGCUGAUGGCUGUGCCCAUGACUGCGGGCACGCCAAUUGCAGGAUACUUCAACGAUUAUUUUCAGAAUUACCAUGCGGGUUUUUACUUUGCCGGAGUGCCUCCCAUCAUCGGCAGCUUGGUGCUCUCUGUCGUCCCGCUGGUGCACCAGAGGAUGCUGCAGAAGCAGCGCCUGGAUUCUGGCAAGGACAAGAUGCUGACCCCUGAGGCAGUGGUGAAUGGCGAGCUGCUGCCGGGCUGCCCUGCCUCCGAAGCACACAUGUGAUGUGCCAAGUGCACAAUCGCCACCAGCAUCCUCCACAGCCCAAGCACAGGCCCUUUUCUAGCCAGACUGUAAUUCUCAAUGAUUUCAGAUGCACUACAUUUAUAAAGGACAAGAAAUAGUUCUUCUAGUUGAAGGCUUUUAACUAGCAGAAACACUUCUUCUUGGGACAGUUUCAAUUUUCAAGCCGCCUUUUUUUUCCUCUAACCAUUUUUUCUAAGGAGAACUCUCAUCAGGAUUCAAACUUGAUUAUCUCCCUAGUUUUCUAUAUGUCACGACAGAGGUUUACAGAUAAUAAAUGUAUUUUUAAAGGAGGUCAUAGGUGGAGCUUGUUGCCCCUUCCAGAUGCCCUGUCCCCUCUGGUGUGCCAUGUCCGGGCAGCACAGUCCCUUCCGCAGGGGAAGCAGCUUUGGAGGAGAAAUGGGCAGCAGGACCUGCUUUGAGCUGUUUCUCUCCUUUUCCACUGCAUGCACUCAUGGGGUUGAUGAAAGUAUCCUGCAAAAUCUACCUUAAAAACAUAAGGGGAGACAGGCGAAUUUCUGGGCACCUCUCACCUCCACGUUUGGUGCCUGAAGACUGUGAAGUCCUGAGAAGUGAAACCCACAGGUAGGAUGGAUACAGGAGGCAUGGGAAUUAGGAAUAGCUCAGGAGAGGGCAAGGACUGAAGGUGGCUUCCAUCCUGCCUGCGGAACUGUCAUCCAUCGGAUUUUGCUCCCCAUCACCUGCUGUUAGAAACAGGAGCCUUGUAAAUAGCUCCGCAUCCUGCAUGUCCCUCUAGCCCUUUUGUUUUUUAAUCUGCAUUGGCUAGUGCAUUGUAAGGUCUUGUGGUCUGUGCUUCUGUUCCUUUUGUCCCUGUACAAGCUGGAGAAUAUACUGGUGUGUUGUGAUGUGUCUGUUCCUGUAAGCGAGGCGUCUGUUCCAUUUCCCCUCCUUUGGCUUUUCUGAGUCUGCUUCUGCCUUUCUGCAGGGUGUCAUCUACCACAAAAUCCUCGUUCUGACCAUAGUGCCCCACGAGGCAAGCUCAUGACGGAUUUAAAUGGUAGAAACAUCUUUUGCCCAGCAAUAGGAGAAGGGGUGCUGCCUCAAACACUGAAAUCUUUGCAGAUUUCCACGUGCCUUAAGUGCUUUGCCUGCUCAUAGAGGCCUUUCCAUGGGAGCUCAAUGCUGCACUGGCAUGGGAGCAGUGCUUGAUCAGAUGGAAGUCCUGCCUGACUCAGCAUCCCUGAAAGGUUGGUCUUUUUAUCUGCUUACUAUUGGAGCCUCUUAAUAUUGAAGGCGCUUAGUCCCGUGUCUUGUCUCUGCCCAACUUCAGUGGAAGCGGUACAAUCUCAUACCAUCCUAACUCAAAAACUGUCGACAGCCUCCCCAACCUGCUGUGAGCAUCUUUGUCCAGUUAGGGUCAUGACUUUGAUCAACGUGAAGUCAAAACAAGCCAUUGGUCAAGGCAGGAAAGGCAAUGAAAGGUACAGUCUGCAUGCACAAUUGGAAGAGCAAAGUCUGCCAUGAUGGUAGGAAGCUGUGCACAAUGGGGACAGUUUUGACGUUGGCUGCCAGCUGUUGUGCAUCUAGCUUUUCUCUCGAGUGUCCUGGCCCAGUGCACCCCAGCCUCCUCUGGGCAGGUGAGGCAGGACUAGGGAGAAAAACCUGCCUUGUGCUCCUCUGUAAUGAAAAACCCCAGCUUCCCCCAGUGAGGUGCACUCGUUGCUUCAGGCAGCCACAUGGCCUUAUGCAAGCGUACAUCAAGUGCAGGACGUGCCCCGGCAGCGCUGGCUGGGACUGCCUUCCUAAAUCUUUAGCUUCAGGGUGUUCCAAAGUGAGUUGUUGUCUUUUCUUUUUUUGCCUCUUAUUUUCAUGGCUGGGUGAAAUGCCAGAUUUAACCCCUCUUGCUCUGGUAGGGAAUGAUGCUCCUGCAGCAUCUCAUGAGGCUUCAGGCAGCUCCUGCCUGGGCUCUGGUUGGUCACAGUGGAGCCAGGAAUCCUCCAGCCUUUGCUUCUCACUACUUUCAUGGCUUUCUUAUGCAUCUGUACCCAGCAGAGGUUUGUUUGGGGGUUACCUUGGAUAUUUCAGCUUCCAGAGUUUUCACGUUGGCAGAGUUCACUUCUCCUUGUCCAGCUGGCUGGAGGAAAUGGGGCUGCACUGGAAAGCCCCAGCACACUUGCCAACUCUUUUGGAUGCUUUCUUCCCAAAGCCAGCUGCCCUUUAGCACCAUGUACUCAGCAAGGGCUGCUAGUGCCUGGCCUGCUCCCUCAUGCAGAGGCAUCGCCUGUGUGUUUGCUGGCUGGGAGCAGGGAUGCACAACGGACUUUGCUCUACGCUUAUCGCUGUGCUUUUGCUGGCUCCCCCUACACAACUUUUUUUUUUUGUGGUUUAUUUUUGUUUUGGGUUUUUUUGUUUUUUUUUUUUUGCAAACACUGCAAUGCCCUUAGCACUACAUCAAGGACUUGCCUUGCUCUUGGGUGCCCCCAUUCUCACCCACCUCACGAGAGCAAAGCUCAACCCCGGUGCUGUGUCCACUUGCCCCAGUGGACAUUUUGGUGACCUGCAGGAUGUGGGUUUGAUGUCUGGACUAACAGCAGUUUGGCUCCUGACUUUGUUUACAGCAUCCAAAUCAGGGCCUGGAAAACAAAUCACCUCUGAGCGUGGGCAGCAGGCGGCUCCCAGUAGGCCUCUCUGAGCCGAGGCAGCAAGCCGCUCUGUCCCACCUUCAUCGCCCCUGCAGGGCACAGGCCUCCUCAAGAGAGUCAGUGCAACUCCCCAGUGCCUCUUCCGUCCCAAAAUCUCCUUCCAUGACAUUUGUCCUUAAACCUCUUCCUCGCUGACCUUCCAGCUCUGGCUGCCAAGAGCAGCGUGGUUGCGAGGCACACUGUGAGCAGUUAGUGUCUGUUUUGCUAAGGAAUUAAGCUUUUGUUGUUGUUUUUUGUGUACGUAGUGAGGCAUGGCAUGUAAGAUGAUCUGCUUCCCAGGGGAAGUUUUCAGGUAGCCUAACAUUUGUGUUCAAAGGGGAAGAUGUCUGAGCUGACGCCACGUAUGAGCACCAAGGUGGAGGCUUGAGUUUUAGGGUAAGUAACAAGGCAUUAGGGUCUGUGGCUGAGAGCAGGUGCUUAAUUCAGUGCAGAAGUCAGGCCCAUAGCAAUGCUUUGGGUCAUGCUUUGGCUUUCAAUGAGUAUUUAAGGCACAGCUGGGAAGGGUGGAAGUGCUGCACCUCACAGAACUGGCCUCACAGGAGCUUGUAAGAUGUAGGUGAAGAAAUUGGUAAAACUGAACUCAUAUAAUUUUCCUUUUUAUUUUUUCUUUUUUUUGACAUCUGUUCCUUGUAAGUGAUUUAUAUUCCCUUAAAAUUUUGUAUCUUAAAGUAUUUGAAUGUGUGUCUUAAAAGUAUGACCCGUCCUUUCAAAAUGUGAAUUUCUGAUUGUUGAUAUAUAAAAAAAAGUUAAAAAAAAACAACAACAACAACAAAAAAAACACAAAACCAUCCCAUAUUAGCACUUCUUUUGUAAUGAAUGUUUUAUGAAUGUUGUUU